Staurois parvus is the source of this 419-nucleotide messenger RNA. NCBI's taxonomy places the organism in Eukaryota, Metazoa, Chordata, Amphibia, Anura, Ranidae. The record is from the annotation of a GenBank genome assembly.
AGGGAUUGGCAGAGAGGGGUGGAGGACAUGGAGUGGAGGCCGGUGGAGGGAUCGGCAGAGAGGGGUGGGAGGACACUGAGUGGAGGCCAGUGGAGGGAUUGUCAGAGAGGGGUGGAGGACACUGAAUGGAGGCCAGUGGAGGGAUUAGCAAAGAGGGGUGGAUGACACUGAAUGGAGGCCAGUGGAGGGAUGGCAAAGAGGGAUGGAGGACACUGAGUGGAGGCCAGUGGAGGGAUUGGCAGAGAGGGGUGGAGGACACUGAGUGGAGGCCAGUGGAGGGAUUGGCAGAGAGGGGUGGCAGACACUGAAUGGUAAUCCAGUGAGGAGGGAGCUGCAGUAGUCAAGGCGGGAGAUGACCAGGGAGAAGAGGCGUACCUUGGAGAUAUUACAGAGGUUGAGGAGGCAAGCUUUGGACAGUG